AUGGAAAAAAAAAUAAACAAUAAGGAAGAUGAAGUUAAUUUAAUGAAUAAUUUAGACUUAAAAUUCUUAGAAGAUAAAAAAUAUGAUGAACAUAAAAUAAAACAUAAUCAACAUUCAUUAAUAUUAAGCAAACAAUUUUAUGGAAUAAUUAGUGGAAUUACUGUUGGAAUAUUAGGAAUUCAAGGUAUUUAUGGUUUUCUUUUUUUUAUUUUAUUUACGUUAAUAGGUACAUUAAUGACAUAUUUUCAUAUUAAGAAUAAUUUUAAUUCAUUUUUUUUGAAAAAAUCAGAAGUUUUAUGUGGGGAUAUUUUCAGUGGAUUAAUAUCUUUUAUUCUAUUCUGGACAUUAACAUAUGACAUACUUUACAUUUUUUAA
This is a messenger RNA of Plasmodium gallinaceum, 375 nucleotides long. RefSeq names its product ER membrane protein complex subunit 6, putative (gene EMC6). Gene Ontology annotation, biological process: protein folding in endoplasmic reticulum; autophagosome assembly. The record is from RefSeq and is a predicted model, not a curated record. The transcript is spliced from 2 exons. Lineage: Eukaryota; Apicomplexa; Aconoidasida; Haemosporida; Plasmodiidae. Bases 1 to 375 code for a protein of 124 amino acids. Gene Ontology annotation, cellular component: membrane; endoplasmic reticulum; EMC complex.